Molecule: messenger RNA, 1004 nt
Organism: Durio zibethinus
Lineage: Eukaryota; Viridiplantae; Streptophyta; Magnoliopsida; Malvales; Malvaceae
Product: histidine-containing phosphotransfer protein 1-like
Biological process (GO): phosphorelay signal transduction system; cytokinin-activated signaling pathway; phosphorylation
Cellular component (GO): cytoplasm; nucleus
Molecular function (GO): histidine phosphotransfer kinase activity; protein histidine kinase binding
Source: RefSeq, a predicted model, not a curated record
GAUGGGAAGGUGAAUGAGGAGGCAAAGAAAACAGAAACACAAACCCAGAGGAGAAAGGGAAAAAACAACAAAAGAGAGAGAGAGAGGUGUGACUUCACAUAAACUGUAGUUAUUUAUAGUCCACUUACUAUAAUAUCCAUUUAAUCAGGCUCAGCUUUCCUCUCAUUUCAAGGCAAGAACAUGAUAUAAUUCUGAAAGAUCUGCUAGUGGGAAAAGACAACUUAAAAGCUAGCUGCAAUGGAUGUGCUUCAGUUGCAAAAGCAGUUCGUUGACUACAGAGCUUCACUCUAUCAUGAGGGUUUUCUGGAUGAGCAAUUUACCCAACUUCAGGAACUUCAAGAUGAAAAUAACCCAGAUUUUGUGGUUGAAGUGGUGUCUCUUUUCUUUGAGGAUUCUGAGAGACUUCUCAACGAACUGACUAAAGCUCUAGAGCAGCAGAGCAUAGAUUUCAAAAGGGUGGAUGCUCAUGUUCACCAGUUGAAGGGUAGCAGUUCCAGCAUUGGUGCUCAGAGAGUUCAGAAAGUCUGCAUAGCCUUCCGCAACUACUGCGAGGAGCAGAAUAUCGAAGGGUGUCUUAAAUGUCUGCAACAAGUGAAGCAUGAGUAUUCCCUUGUGAAAACCAAGUUUGAAACUAUGUUCCAGCUUGAACAACAGAUCUUGACUGCUGGAGGCUCAAUUCCUGUGUAAUAGUACUCAUCUGCAGAGAAAAAACAAGGGAGCAAAAUGGGAUUUUGGCUAUGUAGAAAAGUUUUUCUCGUCUUUGUUGCUUUUCUUGCUGUUUUAGCGGGGUACCUAAGCUACUGAAGGGUUCUUAUCUACUUUCGAGCUUAAGCUUGUAUCAUGUCCAGUGUAUGAGCAAUGACAAAGAAUGUGAAUAAACCCUUCCAGCUGAUCUUUCCUUUCCAUUCCUCUCUGUUUGUUGAUCAUUGAGUUUCUUUGCUCUGAUAAUUAUCAAUCGAUUUAGGAACAAAAUAUGGAGAAAUUAAACAAAUCUUAUCAGGAAU